This is a messenger RNA of Rhopilema esculentum, 1313 nucleotides long. NCBI's taxonomy places the organism in Eukaryota, Metazoa, Cnidaria, Scyphozoa, Rhizostomeae, Rhizostomatidae. The record is from RefSeq and is a predicted model, not a curated record.
ACCAGCAAAAGGACCAGCACCAGCACCAGCACCAGCACCAGCACCUGCCAAAGCUCUAGCACAAGAAGCAUGACAGGCACAAACGCCAGCACCAGCACCAACACAAGCUCCAGCACGAGCACCAGCACCAGAAGCAGCACCAGCUCCAGAAGCAGCACAAGCACCAGAACCAACACCAGUACCAGCACAAGCACCAAGACAGGCACAAGUGCCAGCACCAGCACCAAUACCAGUUUCAGCAACAGCACCUGCACAAGCCCCGGCACCAGCAUCAGCUCCAGCAAAAAGACUGGCAUCAGCACAGGCACCAGCUCCAGCAAUAGUACAGGCACCAGCACAGGCACCAGCGCCAGCACCAACACCAGCACCAGUCUACUGAACAGGACAGGCAGAAGCGCCAGCAUAAGCUCCGGCAUCGCCCCAAGCACCAACACAAGAACCGGUACGAGCAUCAGCACAAGCACUUGCAUCACCAGCAGCACCAGCACAAGCAAAAGCAAAAGCAUAAGCACCAGCACAAGCACCAGGACAGGCACAAACUCCAGCACCAGGCCCAGCACCAGCACUAGGAAAAAAACCGGCACAAGCACAGGCAACAGCUCCAGCACCAGCACCAUCACAAGCAUUAGUACAAGAACCAGAACAAGCAUUGGCACAAGAGCCAGCACUGGCACAAGCACCAGCACUAUCAUGAGAAGAAGCACGAGCGCAAGAAUCAGCACCAACAGCAAUACUAACCUUAGUACAAGCACCAGCACAAGAAAUGAACGAAGUACCAGAACGAGCAUCGGUACGAGCACCAGCAAAAGCACCAGCACCAGGUCAAUCGUCGUCUCCGGCCCAAAAACCUACACCAGCUCCACCACUAGCACCAGCACAACCACCAGCAAAGCACCAGCACAAGAACCAGGACAGGCACAAGCGCCAGCACCAGCACUAGCACAAGCACCAGCACCAACACCAGCACAAGGACCAGCACAACUAUGUGCACCAACUCCAGCAUUAGCACCAGCAUCAGCACCAGCACAAGCACAGGCACCAGCAUAAGCACCAGCAUCAGCACCAGCACUAGAACAACCACCAGCAUAAGCACCAGCUUCAGCAGUACAGGCACCAGCACGAGCACCAGCACCAGGACCAGCAAAAGCACCAGCACCAGCUCAAGCUGAAGCAUCAGCACCAACACAAGCACCAGUACAAGCACCAGCACUAGCAUCAGAAGCAGCCCCAGCACCAGCAAAAGCACCAACACUAGCACCAGCACAAGCACCAGCACCAGAACCAACAUAAACACCAGCUCCACCACCAGCAUC